AGGGAAACAGAUCCUUACGGCGGCGGCGACCACUGCGAUGCGCGUCCUCUAGACGCCCACGGCCGCGCGGUCGAUCGAGGCCCACGGCCCGUCCUCGAUAAACAUCAUCGACACGUCGCACUCGUCCUGCGUCGCCUCGCCCGUGAGCACGCAGGCCUUGCAGAAGUCCUGCACCUGGGCCGUCGACAUCUUGUUGAGGUCCUCGAAGACCUCGCAGUGGCCGAGCUUGAUGCAGCGCUCGAGGCACCAGCUCGCCGUGUCCUGGAGCGCCUUCUUCUUCUCGAGGGGGCUCACGGAGUCGGAGUUGUCGUAGCGGAAACCACCUGUGUGGUAUGUCGUGUUGGGUGCGGUCGGUAUCGCGCGGUGCGCAGCGGUGCGGGCGCGCGUUAGUGAUGGCACGUUUCUGCCGGGGCCGAUUUCCGUCGGCGGAGGGCGCCAUAGGCAUGGGUUGCAUGACUAUUGAGCGCCUCCGGCGAAACGUUUGGUAUUCAACAACAGCGUCGAAGCGCGGCGCAGCGCGCGCGGCAUGACUGCGCGCCGCGCAACGGGGAUCCUUCUAUGAGACUCUGGCACAGUACUAGCGGCGUCGGCCUCGUUCUUGACAACGACCGUUGCCCGCAGGAUCGAGGGCGGCGCGAAGGCCCUGGCGGCCGCGAUGAGGCUAAGAAAUACAGCGGUACGCAUGAUUUCUGGGGUUGUUUGCGCUGGCUCCUGCUCUUUUGUUCUCUCUAG
Pelagomonas calceolata is the source of this 732-nucleotide messenger RNA. The record is from the annotation of a GenBank genome assembly. NCBI's taxonomy places the organism in Eukaryota, Pelagophyceae, Pelagomonadales, Pelagomonadaceae.